UUCAGUCUCUGCAAGCUCUUUGAGGUGGAAGUCAUAAGCUUCUUGCACUUGAGCCUUGUGCCGUGUGUGGAGUCUAUGCCUGGCAGAUGCUAAACAAUGAUAUAUUUUUUAUAAAAAAAAUAGCCCACCUGGAGUAGGCAGCCUGGGAUCUUCUCUGAAGUGAAACUUGAUGCUUUUCAGCAAAGACACACCUCUUUCAGGGUGUUGUGCAAAUUUCUCUAUUUUAAACGUAGGGACAGGAAAUAUGAAAUGGGACAGCCAGGAUCCAAAGAUCACGUAGGCCGAAGUUUAUCAACUCUUGACAAACAGUAAAUUAGAGGCUUGUGAUGGAGCUGUUACCUCGAGUACCCUGAAUUGUCAGAAGGUUGGACAUUUGGGCAAGUUGCUGCCUCUAUGCUACCAGGUUUUUGCAGCAUAGACAUUGCUCCCUCUGUCUGGAACAGCUCUGCAGGGCUUUUUUUCCUCCUCCUUUUUGCUUCUCAUGCUUGAUUAUUUCCUGACUCUGCAGUGGGAUGGGUCUGCUGCAAAAGAUUCUGGUUCUUUUUGCAGGACUGAUCUUGGCCUUCUGUUUUUAUUCGGGAAAUGAAGACUUUAAACCGGAAAUGCUGAAAGGGAAGCGUGUGGUUGUUACUGGGGCAAGCACUGGAAUCGGUGAGCAGAUGGCAUACCACCUGGCACGCAUGGGUUCCCACAUACUGAUCACUGCGCGAACAGAAGCCAAGCUCCAGAAAGUGGUUGCUCGGUGCUUGGAGCUGGGUGCAGCAUCUGCCAGCUACAUAAAUGGCAGCAUGGAAGACAUGGCAUUCGCUCAGUCUGUGGUAAAGAAAGCAGAGGAAUUGUGGGGAGGUCUAGAUAUGCUUAUUCUGAAUCAUGUUAGCCCUUCCUACUUAAGCUAUUUCAAUAGUGAUGUUGCAUAUAUGCAAAAGGUCCUGAAUAUCAAUUUCUUAAGCUAUGUGACCAUGACAGCUGCAGCUCUUCCCAUGCUUAAGAACAGCGGAGGAAGCAUCGUAGCGGUUUCAUCCUUGGCAGGCAAAGUUGCAUUCCCACUCACUGUUUACUAUUCUGCAACAAAAUUUGCCCUGGAUGGGUUUUUCAGCUCCUUGAGGCAAGAAUUUGUCAUGCAGAACACCAACGUUUCCAUCACACUCUGCAUCCUUGGACUCAUCGAUACAGAAACGGCCAUGAAAGCAGUUUCUGGAGUGGUCAAGUCAUCCUCUGCAGCACCGAAGGAGGAAUGUGCACUGGAAAUCAUUAAGGGAGGAGCCCUGCGCCAAAGGGAGAUUUAUUAUGAAUAUUUAUCUACAAGAAUCCCUUUAUUGAUCCGGGACUGGGCUCCAAAUCUCCUGGAUUAUAUCAUUCAGAGGAAUUAUAACGUUGAAAAACUGAAAGAUUAACUGCUCUUUAGCUUUCCUUAUUUUAUAUUUUAGCCACAUUGGGUCCCUGCCAGGGAAAAAGGCGGGGUAAAAAUAAAUAUAAUAGCACCUAGAACUUAAGAGCACUGAGAACUUGGAAAUACUGUAAAGCUCUGCCCAAAUUUCAGAUUUGGCACCCACAUACAAAAAUCAAAUGUGAAAAUUUGACGUCUUCGGGGUUCAUUUUUGACAGAGCUAGUUUUGCUGAUAAAAAGGUAAAGUUAUAGGUCUGCAUCCAAAGAUGUCACUCAACUGACUGUAAGUCUUCCAUUGACAGAGGAGGGAAGGGAGGGCUUUUUAUGACAGCACCUCCUCCCAAUCUGCUGUGAGACCCUUCAGAGUAGAUUUAGGGAGGUACGGGGAUUAGAAGAAGGAAAUUGAUUUCCUUACUAUAUCACUUAUGGAAGCCUUGUUGUCAGUUGAGCAACAACGACUGAUACAUCCCACGAAGUUUUGCACUUUAAAAAAAUAAACCAACAAAGAAACACUGAACUACCUAAAUCCAUAUUUGAAAAUGUUGUAAAAAAAUGUGUGAGGGAAAUAUAAAGUUGAUUUCUUUCAAGAAAUUGUCUCCAAAAUUUUAGCUCUAGCUGCCCAGAGUGGGUACAAGGAGACAUAAAAUUAAAGCUAUAUGUAAAUAUGUCUUUAUAUUGCUUUCCCUCCUCCCUCCAGAAAAAUGACAUUAUUUCAUUUUAAAAAUCUGAUCUCUAGAGUUAUAACAUACAUAUUAUGCUACUGACUAUAUUGAGGGAUGGUUUUGUAUUUAUGGCCUUUUAAGCAAUUAUUUUUUGUGUGUGUGCAUCCAAUGGCUCCCCCAUCUGGUGGAUUAGAUUCACAGGCACAUUGAUCUGAACACAUGCCAGCGAGCUGAAACUAGGGCAUGGCAGCUCUUGAAACCUUGCUGUGUUUUAAUAUAUUGUUUCUGCAUGAGAAUUGUCAACUUUUAAAACUACUGUUAUAUAAUCUGUUGGUGGUUUAUUUGAAGGGGAGGAAAGCAAGUUACACCACAGUUUAGCAUUACAAUAUUCAGGAAAAGAACUGUAAAUAUGAGAAAAUACUCUUAUUUGUCCCACAGCCCCCACCCACUCUGGAAUCCCCUCCCAGUAGGGAUUCCUGUAUUUGAGCCCUACUUAUUUUAGCCACCGUUCAUUAAGUUGGCAAUGUUCCUGAUGUUCCUAUGAUUUAUCUUUGUCUAGAUUUUGUCUCUAACCGUUGUUAAAUAGCCAUGUGGCAUCUUGAUCUCAAGCUUUCCUCUCCUCUGCAGAGAGUAAAUAUCAUUAUUAGGAAAUACGCCUUAUUUCAGAGUAUUCUUGUCCCAGCACAUAGGCUUCCUAUUUAGAGAUUCGAAUGAAGUAACUCCUAUGGACUCCCGGUUCCUGUCCCCCGAAUGAACAAUAUCCCAUUCAAAGACUGACAUUGCUCCUUAAAGUAUUACUUGAUUAUAUUUGAAUAGAAAAUGCAAUGCUGCUUAAUUUACCCCUAAUUUCAAAGUGUUUUGCCUUUGAUUAUCUCUCAUUCAGAAAGAUCGUAACCCUCACUGUGAAGUCCAGUAACCAUAAGGGGAAAGGGCAUAGUUUUCUGAUUCUCAGAAAUAUUAGGCAUCCAGCAGUUUUUGUUCUGUCACAUUUCUCCUAAAAGCUCAGCAUGAGAAAUGAGCUGUACUGAAAACACAGCAGAUUCUCAUUUUAUUGUAUCAAAGGCUUAGCUUAGGCAAAUUGUUAGACUUGCAGCCUGAAAGCUUUCCUCAUCAGGAAACAAAAUUAUUUUAAGCUUCUCCAACUGAGACUGCAGAGAAAUGAAGGCAAAUUGUUGGGCAAAACUUGCUAUUUCUACCCAGAUGAACACAGAGCCAGAUGAAUCACAGGGCAAAAGGGAUUGAUGCAUGGGUUCAUGGCAAAAUGUGAAGGAUUUUAAAGAAGAAGGGAAGGCCUAGAAAAUCAAAGGGUUUGUUCUGUUGCCCCCCAGGACAAUAAAAUCAAUACAAGUUUGAAGCUGUACAACUAUGAUUUGUCCUACUGGUGAGGUCAGGUGAGAGGCAUACUUUGCCUUCUGACACCAUCAAAACAAAUAAAAUCUCAAUUUGGUGACAACCUGGGAAAAUCUCCUGUCUGCUGUACAGGGAUGGAGGAAAAACUUGAUUAGCCAAACGUAACCUGAUUCUCACUCUCUGAAACCAUUUGCAAACUAAAACACAACCAUGCUUCAAAAUUCACACUUUCCAAAUUUUGCGGUGCAGUUCUCCCGCUAAGUGAUGUGUACAAUAAUGCACUUACCGGUAGUAGGGUAAAGUGUGAAUAACAAAAGUGUGCAUUUUUGGUGGAAAUAAGAUACAAAAAUGCAUUGUAUUAGCAUAAGUUGUUCUGUUUGUUUGUUCCGGAGCUUUCCUUGCAAAAACUCUGCUCAGAGACAGAGCUUUUAAGUGCGGGAAAGAGCAGGGCAAAGGGUAAGCGUGGAUAAGCCCUAUAUUAAGCAAAAUUCACACAAAAACCUUGAUGAAUUUUCAUGAGGACUUAUUUUGAAAAAAUGCAAAUUGACUUGGAAGUGUAAAGAACUGAGCUGAAAAUUGGAAAAUUAGAAGCUAAGAGAAACCAGAUUAACAUCUUCACCCAUUCCUACUCCCAUAUCACCUAUUUAUGCUGUCAAAUCAAGACUCACUUCACUUCAGAACACCCCAAAUUUUACAGUACUAAUAUUUACAAUACUACAAUACUAAUGUUAUCUCCUUGUUUUGUUUGCCACUCUUGCCAUUUCUAAGUUCUGCCUCUAGAGGUCGUUUUCCAAUGUUCAUGACUGGACUUGUUUUCAGUAGACCUCACCACCUCUUUCAGUAUCAGUAUUGUGCUUUCUAGAAGGAAGAGUAACAGGUAACAUAAUGGAAUCCAUCGGAUAAAUAUUGCUUUAAAUAGUGAACUGGUUGAUGUGAACUUGCAAAUCAGUCUCCAAGUAAUUUUUCCAUUAAACUGGUGGGAUUAUGCAAUGGAGGGAACUGGGCUCCUCUGUGACUGUGAGAUACUUGUCCUACAAUUUCUCACAACCUGCUACUGUAGGAAUGUACACCAAGGAAAGUGCCUUCUAACUAAGGACAUACAUUAAAAUAAUAUCU
Messenger RNA from Zootoca vivipara (common lizard), 4515 nucleotides. It is a transcript of the gene HSD11B1, whose product is annotated as hydroxysteroid 11-beta dehydrogenase 1. Gene Ontology annotation, cellular component: intracellular membrane-bounded organelle; endoplasmic reticulum membrane. Lineage: Eukaryota; Metazoa; Chordata; Lepidosauria; Squamata; Lacertidae. Gene Ontology annotation, biological process: steroid catabolic process. Gene Ontology annotation, molecular function: steroid binding; 11-beta-hydroxysteroid dehydrogenase (NADP+) activity. The record is from RefSeq and is a predicted model, not a curated record.